UGAAGUAGCUGCUGGAGAACAGUACAAGAUUUGCCAGAAAAAUGGAUGAAGACUAUUAUUUAGAUUAUAAUUCCUCAUAUGAAUACCCUCAUGAAACCAACGUCUGUGAAAUGGGUGACUAUUUCACAUUUAACAUCUAUCUCACUGCUGUCCUCUACAUUCUGGUAUUUUUCCUCAGUCUGCUAGGAAACACUUUGGUGUUAUGGAUCCUAUUGAAAUAUGAAAACCUUACAUCUUUAACAAACAUCUUCAUCAUGAAUCUCUGUAUCUCUGAUUUAGUCUUCUCCUGCAUGCUGCCUUUUUGGGUAGUGGACCAGUCCUUUGGAUGGAUUUUUGGUGAGUUCCUUUGCAAAGCAUCAAAUGCUAUUUUCUCCAUUGGCUACUACAGCGGUGUAUUCUUUUUGACUCUCAUGACUAUCCUGAGGUACUUGUUUGUAGUGAACCCCCUUUCAACUCUGAGAUCCCAGACGCAGUGCUGUGGUGUUCUGGUGUCCUUGGCUGUGUGGACUCUUAGCAUCUUAAUUGUGGUUCCUGAGGUGAUUCACACCACAGUGCAAGAAGACUUGGAAGACCACAGGUUCUGUGAUUAUGCCGAUGGGAAUUGGAAAAAAGUGGACAUUUACGUGAGAAAUGUACUCUUCCUGUUUUCCUUUGGAGUCAUCAUAUUCUGUUACUUCAAGAUACUCAAAAUCCUGCUUAGAGCAAGAUCUCGCAGAAAGCACAGAACUGUGAGACUCAUCCUCAUUAUUGUGGUGGCUUUUUUCCUGUGCUGGGCACCCUACAACAUCCUCAGCUUCCUGACUACUUUUCCACCGCCUACCUGUCAGUAUGUGAAAGACUCCAACCUUGCCUUUCACAUCAGCCGUAAAAUUGCUUUCUCCCACUGCUGCCUCAACCCUGUGCUCUAUGUACUUGUUGGAGUCAAAUUCAAGAGGCAUUUGGCACAGUUAUGCAGUCUGUGUUUACACUGCAGCAAUGGUCAACCUUCCAGCCCCAGCACCAGCAAAUUCCAGCCUGAAGGGACAUCCCUCUACUGAAGCAAGACCUAACUAUUAGAGAUUAAUCAUGAAUGAACUUUCAGAUUUUGUAUGCUAUGGAUAGCCUCUAAUUCUUAGAGGCAAUUCCCUGAGAAAGACACACAAAUUUACUCUUUGCAAACAUGAUGUGUAUGGAAGAUAACAAAAUGUAUUUGCAGUGGGAUGAAGAGAUGAGAAUGCCAAGAAAUUACUUUACUGGCUUGAAAGUCUUAAGUUCACAAUUUUUUGAACAGUGAGAUGGAUUUUCUCUCACUUGUACUCUCUUUUGAAAAUAAAAAAAAAUGGCUUUUUCCUUUAGGCAUUAAAACAUAGGUUUUAACAUAAAA
Molecule: messenger RNA, 1363 nt
Organism: Passer montanus (Eurasian tree sparrow)
Lineage: Eukaryota; Metazoa; Chordata; Aves; Passeriformes; Passeridae
Gene: XCR1
Product: X-C motif chemokine receptor 1
Exons: 1
Coding region: 42-1037 (331 amino acids)
Biological process (GO): chemotaxis; G protein-coupled receptor signaling pathway; immune response
Cellular component (GO): membrane
Molecular function (GO): chemokine receptor activity
Source: RefSeq, a predicted model, not a curated record